This is a messenger RNA of Ustilaginoidea virens, 294 nucleotides long. RefSeq lists its product as uncharacterized. Lineage: Eukaryota; Fungi; Ascomycota; Sordariomycetes; Hypocreales; Clavicipitaceae. The transcript is spliced from 2 exons. The coding region runs from base 1 to 294 and encodes 97 amino acids. The record is from RefSeq and is a predicted model, not a curated record.
AUGAAGGUUGCGCCCAUGCUCGCCAUCUUGACCCUUGGCAGCCUCGGACUAGCUGCAAGUAAUAGUCGCAGAUCAGAUCCUAUUUCUUGCCCUAAAGGCAUGAAGUGGAAUGCGAAGAUGAUCAUGUGCGUCGUUAUCCCGGCAGGCCAGCCUGGCUCGACCAUAAAUCCGUGCCAGAGCGGCUAUACAUGGGUUGACGAGUGCGGCGGCUGCGGCACGUACGGCCCGGGCGAUGGGCACUGUCAGGCCGAUCGACCGUGCCCUCCGUUUUGCUGCGCACCGGGCUUAUGCUGA